AUGUCAUUUAUGGGACUAUAUUACGUAGCAGGGAUAGACCGAUACCAGCCUUCCAACGUGUUCUUUGACGUGAAGAUUGGCGAGAGAGAUGUUGGCAGAAUUGUAAUCGGAUUGUUUGGAAAAGUUGUCCCAAAGACUGUUGAGAACUUCAUUGCCUUGGCAACUGGUGAAAAAGGAUAUGGGUACAAAGGAAGUAAAUUUCAUCGCGUGAUCAAAGAUUUUGUGAUUCAAGGUGGAGAUUUCACAGUUGGAGAUGGAACUGGAGGAAGAAGUAUUUAUGGAGAGCAGUUUCCGGAUGAGAACUUUAAACUCAAGCACUAUGGUAUUGGAUGGGUCAGCAUGGCUAAUGCUGGCCCAGACACUAAUGGUUCCCAGUUCUUCAUCACAGUGACAAAACCUUCCUGGUUAGAUGGAAAACACGUAGUUUUUGGCAAAGUCAUUGAUGGAAUGUCUGUUGUACACUCUAUAGAACUUCUGCAGACAGAUGAACAUGAUCGCCCUCUUGAAGACUGUGUGAUAGUAAACAGCGGCAAAAUAGCUGUGAAAGAACCAUUUGUGGUUGAAGUAGAUGACUGGUGAAAUGAGCACCUGCAAUGGAAGAGGAAAUGUAUAGCUUUUCUCUUGGGCCUAAAAUAGGGAUGCAGCUGUUGGUUAUCCAGUAAGUUUUCACAUAAAUAUGCCGGGGUGUUGGCAAAUAGAGUGGUAAUCUUCAGUUGCAGGAUAUGCUUCUGUUCUAUUCUGCCAAAAUUGGGGAAACCAUACUUAUUUUCCCCCUAAAACAAGGGACAUCCAAUUAAGUACUAGAGCUGCUAGAAAACCAGGAAUUUAUUUAGAAACAGGUUUGAAAUUUUUCACUGUUUUGCAGGUUUUGAGAUGGUCUCAUUUUCUAUUUCUUGUGAAAUACUUCAGUAUUUGUUGCUGACAAUCCUUCAUUUACUGAAAAAUCAGAUUUUAAAAAUUUUUUUCAAAGCUGAUUCUUGUAAAAAAUUAUGGUAAAAUAUGAAAAUGUUUCAAAGCAUUUUGAUUUCAGUAAUUUUCACAACAGCCUUUUUCUACAAAAUAACUAUUUUUACAAAUGUUAGUGGGUUCCACAAAAGAUACAUUAUUGCUGCUUUCUUGGAGAUAGGGAUGUAAUACUACAAAUGAAAACAACUGACCAGUUCAAAUCCAAAUCCCUUGAAAGUGCAGAAUGGCAUUGUUUCUUCUUUUAAAAAAAAGUUCUACCAAAUACAAGACACUAACCAAAGCAAAGGAACUUAAUUUGUAUUAAAAAUGUGCUUUAGAAAGAAUCUCUGUUUUGCACAGGAUAUUUUAUACACAGUUAGCAUGUCAUGCAAAAGACAGCUCACCAAAGCCUUCAAAGUACAAAGAUUUAAGAUAGUGCAAUUCAGCAUUGAAUUUUUUUUUACCCUUUCCAACUCCUCAUUUGCUAGCAGAAUAGAUUUUAAUACAUUUUUUUGAAACGAAGCAUGUACAAUAGCUCAUUCAAAUACAACUGUACUGAAUUUAGGCUGAGCUACAGAUAUAUAUAGGCAAUAAUAAACUUUUGCAACAUGAGA
Molecule: messenger RNA, 1559 nt
Organism: Gavialis gangeticus (Gharial)
Lineage: Eukaryota; Metazoa; Chordata; Crocodylia; Gavialidae
Gene: PPIC
Product: peptidylprolyl isomerase C
Exons: 5
Coding region: 1-579 (192 amino acids)
Biological process (GO): protein folding; protein peptidyl-prolyl isomerization
Cellular component (GO): intracellular membrane-bounded organelle
Molecular function (GO): peptidyl-prolyl cis-trans isomerase activity
Source: RefSeq, a predicted model, not a curated record